GGGCGGGAGCAGAGGUGAGCGGCAGAUAGGAAGGAUGGAGCGGGAAGAAGAGCCGGUGGAGUUUCGUAAGGACCUGGUCUCCAAGCUCCUCCAUCUGCACCUGGAAGAAGACAAAACUAAAGUCAGUGGUGACGCCAUACUGCUCCUGGCAGAGCUACUUAAAGUAUUUGUACAUGAGGCAGCGAGCCGAGCAGCACGGCAGGCCCUGUCUGAAGAUGUGCCAGCCGUGGACAUAGAACACGUAGAGAAGAUCCUGCCUCAGCUGCUGCUGGACUUCUAGCCUGGACAUUGGUGCCAUGAUACCAGACUCCAUCCGACAUGGCCUUGAAGAUGCCACCGAGCCUGGUCUCACUUUCUGCAGUAAAUGACACUGCAGAGGAGCAGCAUUCAAGAAAAAGCCCUAAGACUUUGUUCCAAUUCAGUGGAAAGCAGAGACUUUUCAGAUGGGUUUAUUGAAGCCGUCAGCCAAGAGCUAAUGCCUUGUCAUAAGAUUUCCCAGAUCCUCACCAACACCACCCGAGAUCUAGUCAUAAACACACCAUUACUAUGUCUGUGCCUGUUCCGUCAGCUCAUCUCCUCCGCUGCCAAAACCAACAUCCCCGGAGAAGUGUGGUUGUCACUCGGUGACUACCUUAUUAGCGCUAGUCUGCUGGUCGGUAACUCAUCACCUGCCAAAGCAUAUGGGCUGACAUACUAGGAUUCAGUGUAGCAGUGUGUAUUCUCUCCAGUAGGUGGCGCCAUUCUAUUGUAUUAAUGAAUGAGCUCUGCAACCCGCAUGGAAACUGAUGUGUAACUGCCGGGUAAUGCUGAUUACACAUCAGAAAAUCAGGGAAACCCACUAAAAAUAAAUAAAUAUGAUAUUCGUUUUAAUA
Molecule: messenger RNA, 872 nt
Organism: Bufo gargarizans (Asiatic toad)
Lineage: Eukaryota; Metazoa; Chordata; Amphibia; Anura; Bufonidae
Gene: CENPX
Product: centromere protein X
Exons: 5
Coding region: 35-280 (81 amino acids)
Biological process (GO): replication fork processing; resolution of meiotic recombination intermediates; kinetochore assembly
Cellular component (GO): Fanconi anaemia nuclear complex; FANCM-MHF complex
Molecular function (GO): protein heterodimerization activity
Source: RefSeq, a predicted model, not a curated record